UUUGGCAUUAAAUCUCUACAAUGAGCCUUGCUCAGAGAAAUGAUUGUCAGCAUAAUUCAAAAGAAAUUUUAGAAGGAAAUGACAAAAUAGCUUGCAGGGAUUUGGCACUAGGAAUACUCUUUUUGUCACAGACUGUGAUUGGAAUUCUGGGAAAUUUUUCUCUUCUAUACCAUUAUGUUUUCCUUCACCAUAGGCAAAGCAGAUUGAGAUUUAUAGAUUUGAUUCUCAUGCACUUGUGUAUAGCUAAUUCUUUAGUUAUUCUUUCAAAUGGAUCUUCCCAGACAAUAGUAGCCUUUGGGUCGAAAUAUUUAUUCAAUGAAUUUGGUUGCCAUGUUACCUUGUACGUCUUCAGAGUGGGCACAACGAUGUCAAUUUGUAGUGUAUGUUUCUUGAGUGUCUUCCAGACAAUUAUAAUCAGCCCCACUAACUCCUGUUGGAAAUAUCAUAAAAUAAAAUCUCCAAAAUACAUUGGCUUCAUCAUAUCUUUCUGCUGGUUGCUACAUAUGGGAGUAAAUUUCAUUUUUCCUCUGUAUAUGUUACAUGCAUCUGGGAAACUAGAAAGCAGAAACAUCACAAAGGAAAGACAUCUGGGAUUCUGUGCUGUUGUAGAUUAUGGGACUACCAUGAACUCAGUCUAUAUUGCAUUAGUAGUAUUGCCUGAGGUUUCUCUUAUUGUGCUAACAAUAUGGGCCAGUGGUUCUACUAUUUUUGUCCUGUACAGACAUAAACAGCAGGUUAAGCACAUUCAUUGCACUAAUGUUUCCCUCAGAUCCCCUGAGUUGAGAGCCACCAAAAGCAUCCUUCUCCUGGCAAGCACAUUUGUAACAUUUUACAUCAUCUCCUCCAUCUUUCACAGUUUCAUUGCCCUUUUUUAUAACCUCAGUUGGUGGUUGGUGAAUAUCUCUUGCCUCAUUUCUCUGUGUUUUCCAACUAUCAGCCCCUUUCUGGUCAUGAGUCAGGAUUCCUCUAUAUCCGUGUUCUGGUUUGUCUGGAUAAGAAACACGAAACAUCUCUUUUCAGCAGAAAUAUAUAAUUGUAUAUUUUCUCGAUCCUUUGUGUUGUGUACUCCUCAAUUCAUUAUGAAAGGCACUACCUAA
Messenger RNA from Chinchilla lanigera (long-tailed chinchilla), 1097 nucleotides. RefSeq names its product vomeronasal type-1 receptor 4-like. The record is from RefSeq and is a predicted model, not a curated record. Gene Ontology annotation, cellular component: membrane. Gene Ontology annotation, biological process: G protein-coupled receptor signaling pathway. Bases 21 to 1097 code for a protein of 358 amino acids. Gene Ontology annotation, molecular function: pheromone receptor activity. NCBI's taxonomy places the organism in Eukaryota, Metazoa, Chordata, Mammalia, Rodentia, Chinchillidae. The transcript has a single exon.